Molecule: messenger RNA, 1356 nt
Organism: Necator americanus (New World hookworm)
Lineage: Eukaryota; Metazoa; Nematoda; Chromadorea; Rhabditida; Ancylostomatidae
Exons: 13
Coding region: 1-1356 (451 amino acids)
Cellular component (GO): extracellular region
Source: RefSeq, a predicted model, not a curated record
AUGUUUCCCAUUCUUCCGGUGAUUCUAGCUUUGUACAACACUGUGCCACUAACCGUGGCCGGCAGGAUAAGAGAAUGCGACGAAUCAGCAAUCGCAGGCGACGAAUAUCGAACACUGUUCCUGCAAGCACACAAUAAUUACAGGCUUGCACUUGCAAAUGGAUCGUCGCGCGGAGCACGUAAAACUAAACUACCAGGAUCGAAGAGCUUGUUCAAAUUUAACUAUAACUGCCAAUUGGAACUGCUUGCAAGUGCUGUCGCUCUCGAUUGUCAAUAUAGGCCUUCAUUGAAAAUGAACGACAUCGGGUAUAGCCAGAACUUUCGCCGGUCCGAAGGAGUAAAACGUAAUGCAUUGGACAAUGUAAAUAAUCUUGAGAAUAGUUUCAACAAAGUUGUCUCUAAGUGGUGGUAUACGGUAGAAGAUGAAAGCCUCGGGCCGAUCGGUUCAAAAGUCAUAUACAAGGAAGAUGGGAUGGAAGAGUUUGCCAACAUGGCUUACCACAAAUCGAUAUCUCUUGGGUGCUUUAACGCUCUAUGCCCGUUACCUAAAAGGUACGAUCUUGUCACGACCUGCGUAUACGGAGCCGUCCCUAAAAUAGGGGAACCGCUGUACUCACCUGCAGAAACCACACGUGGCUGCACCGACGAUACAACGUGUAGCACCCAAGCAGAGAGUCCUAAAUGUAUUCCAGCAGGUGACCCGACAGGACUUGCAGGACUUUGCCGAACAGAAUCCAAGGAAAUAACAGAUGCACCGAAUGCAGACAAGACAGAACAAACGGCUGCUAGUAAAAUGGAUGAUAAAAUACGAGAAGAAAUACUUCGCACGCACAACGAUUACAGAUCGGUGCUUUCUCAAGGGUAUGUUAGAAAUGGGAAAGUAGGAAAGCCAAAUCUUCCAACAGCUACCAAUAUGCUCACAAUGAAAUAUGACUUCUCACUGGAAAAUGACGCUCAAGCAUAUGCGGAUAAGUGUAGCCUCGUUGGAUCUGGUCCGAAUUCGGGCGAAAACACUCAUGUCAUUCAAUCAACAUCGGUUACUGCGCUCGAUGCAUUUAAGCAGUCUAUGCGAACAUGGUGGGAACAGAUCUCUUCAACCUCCGUGGGAUCAUGUUUGAAAUACACUACCACCUUAGAAGAGAAGAAAAACCCACUCACGAGUUUCACCCAGAUGGCGUGGGCUGAAACCUACAAAGUCGGAUGCGGGAUAAAACGCUGCUUCUCCGAGACUUUCGUAGUCUGCCGCUACGAUCCACCUGGAAACAUCCUCGGCAAAACGAUCUACAAACAAGGCGCCAUCUGUGCAACAUGCCGAAGCAACUGCAUUGCAGCACUUUGUCCAACACCUGAAAACUAA